CGUUCGAUGCAGCCUCUUGAUGAUAAUACAUCCGCCACUUUCUAUGGGUAAAUAUGUAUUUUCCUUUAGAAGCCGUUUCUCUCUCAUCCAGCGCUUCCAUCCUAGCGAUAUCAUCGUUUAUGUAUUCCCAAAAUCAUUCUAAAUACCCUAAUUUCUCAAUUUGGUGUUCCAACAUUGAAUAAUCAGAUCUCGAGGUUUGGCAUUCCAAUUGCUACUCAUUUUUGGUGUUCCAAUCAUUCCAGUUUUCCAUAUUUUUCUUCAUACAUGCGUAGAUGGAUUCAGAUGUGCUUGUGAAUCAAUAAAGAGUUGGUGAUUGAAGCUCGGGUGCUAAUAUCAACAAAAAGUCAAACUAGAACUUACACAAGUUCAUACAAGUGGAUGAUUAAGAAACAUCUUGUAAAGAAUUGUCCUAAACAAGAUGUUGCACAUAUUGACCUUGAAUCAAGAGACGAAUAUGAGGACUAAGCUUGGGCUAUGAAGAUAAGAAGAAAAUAGAUGAAUAUACACCCGAGGCGAAAUGCUGUUGCAUUAUUUAUGUCAUCCAUCAAAUUGGUGCUCUCGUUGAGAGAAGAGAAACAUACUCGUAGGUGAACUCCCGGAAGCGAGAAUGGUGCAAACAAGGAGCAACGCCCCCACCACCUGCCAGGUAGUUGGCGAGGAGAUGGCGCCGGGAAGCGGCAACGGCAUGGGCGGCAUAGGCUCGACUCCGGACGUGGUCCAGGCGUUGUUCGGCUUGGGGGUGACCGCGGAGCAGCUCCAGGCAGCCGUUGCGGCACUUUCCGCCAUGGGCGGGAACGUGCCCGGCGUCGGAGCUGGUAAAGCCCCACCCGGCCCCCAUGUCGAACACGCUGCCACUUCCCAACACAAGGGGAAGAAGACCCGGAGGAGCAAGAGGAGGCCCGGCAAAGCCCAAGUGUUCGAGGAGGUAAUAGUGGAAGACGUUCCCGAAGGGGAAGACGAUGAGUCCAAUGAGGGCCGAGUGUCGGCCUUCAAACGUCUAGGAGGUGAAGAGACGAGGAUAUCGGCGUUCGAUAGGCUCGACCGCGAACCGGAAGACCGCCUGGGCGACCUCCGCCGACAGAUCUCCCAAGUCAGGCGAAGGCAUGCCGAGGAGUCCGCGACAUCGGAUGCUCGCUCGGCGAGGCCCGAGCGAAGCGGGGAAAGGCGGGACGAGCGCGACCAGCGUCACCGCAGUCCGACAAGAACCGUGAAGGCAAAGGAUUCUGACCAAGGGGUAUCCCGACUCGCUCGGGAGAUUGCCGACCUCAAGCGCCGAGUAGAGACUCGGGCUCCUUACAGCCAGCCCAUCUUGCGAACGGUGACUCCGUUCACUCCGAGGGUCAUGUCGGUUCCGCUACCGUCCAACUUCCGGCCGUGGCAGAUCAAAGCUUACAACGGAACGACGGACCCCCAGGACCAUUUGUCCAAGUUUUACGCGUCAAUGGAAGCGGCAGCGGCCCCGGACGAAGUCAAAUGUCGGUGUUUCCUUGCCACGCUAGAGGGUUCUGCGUGUGACUGGUUCAACCGACUCCCGAAGGGGACCAUCGACGAUUGGGAUACGUUGGCGGAGAAAUUUCUAACGCACUUCGCGGCCAACCGGAGACCGGGGCUACCCUACUCCCACCUGCUCAACAUAUGCAUCCCCCUCCCCCGUGGAGAGGUGAGGAAGGAGCUCCGCAAGAAUCCUCCCCCUAUGUACCAAGAAACCUUGGCGCGCGCAAAGUUCUUGGCGUCGGAGGAAUUCGACGACAACCCUGAAUCUGAGGUCGCGCCGACCAAGCGAGCUCCCGCAGAUUCAGGGGAGAUAGCGAAAAAGAGGAAGAAGAAGAAGGACUACACCACAGGCCCGAGGCCGCCCUCGGCCGGAGUAUACUCUGUGGGCGCGCCCGUAGGGGCGGGUCGAGAGCUCGCCCUCUCCCCGUUUCCUCACGCAGAGACCUACGUGGUGUCCAGCGGAGCCAAGUAUUGCGAGUAUCAUCGCAAUAACACUCACAGCACUAAGGAAUGCUUCACUCUGCAGAAGGAGAUGCAGCGACUCAUCGCCCGAGGGCCGCCUCCACGGGAUGAGAACGCCACCCCCUCUCGGGGGCCGCCGGAAGGGAGGACAUGGAGGAAACCGACCGAGCCGGUCGCGGUGGCGACUCAGGCAAGGAAUCCCGAGAAGAGGCACAUCGGGCGGGAUUGUGAGGACCUAGACGAAGAUGAGGCGCAAGGAUACCCGGUGGGAUUUAUCCAUGGAGGAAACAUCGGCGGGGAUUCCGUCGCCCAGAGGAAGAAGUGGAAGCACCUGGCAUUUGUCGCCAAGGUUCAACAAGCGCCGGUGCCCAAGCUCGGAAGACGAGAGCAAAUCCAGUUUACGGAGAAGGACCUUCCGAGCGCGACGAGCCCCCACCGGGAUGCUCUAGUCGUGAAGAUCGAAAUCAAUGACACCAUAGUGCACCGCACCUUGGUGGACACGGGAAGCUCGGUUAACAUCAUGUAUGAGAAGACCUUCAAGGACCUCGGCUUGGACCGCAAAGACUUGAGGCCCGUGCGCACUCCUCUCUCCGGGUUCACGGGGGACUCCAUUGAGGCCGAAGGAGUCAUCACCCUGCCCGUGAUAGUAGGGGAUGGUGCGCACAAGGCUAAGCUGAAGAUGGAAUUCAUGGUUGUGAGCAUCAACUGCGCGCACAACAUGAUUCUAGGGCGGCCUGGCCUGGAGGACUUGGAAUGCGUAAUCUCCCCGUACUACUUGUGCAUGAAGUUCCCCACUCCGUCCGGGAUUGGGGUGGCGAGGGGAGAUCAGAAGUUAGCUCGAUCGUGCUAUGUCCGAAUCACGAAGAAAUUGCCAAGGGACGAGACGUUGGUCGUGCAAGCACAAGAAGAGGUGCGGAAGCUGGAAGCACGACCGAAGGCCGAGCCCGCCGAGGAAGUCGAGGAGGUGCUGCUCGACCCUCGAACACCCGAACAGAAGGUGAAGAUUGGAGUGAGUCUGACCGGGAGCCAGCGGAAGCGCUUGAUGGACGUGCUCUCGGCCUACCGCGUGAUCUUUGCUUGGGGACCUGGGGAUAUGCCGGGAGUAGACCCCAAGGUCAUAUGCCACCGCUUGGCAGUCAAUCCCGAGUCUAGGCCGCGACUGACGCCUUACUUCCAAGCUCACCCGGUUCAGGUGCUCUCCCAGCAGCCCAUAGGCGCGCUACUCAGGAGCCCGAACGCGCCCUCUCGCAUGUCUAAGUGGACAGUAUUCCUGGGAGCCUUCCAGAUCGAGUUCAAGCCAAGGCCGGCGAUCAAGGGGCAAGCGCUGGCCGACUUCGUGGUGGAAUGCACCGCUCGGGAAGAAUCGAGUCCGGAACUUGAAACCGAUGACUGGUGGACAGUUUUUACCGACGGCUCCUCCGCCGCCAAAAACUCGGGGGGUGAAGUGGUGGUCAUCGCACCCGAAGGUUUCAGAGCGUACUAUUCAAUUCGCGUCGAGCAGAUCCCCCGAGCGGAGAACGCGGAGGCGGAUAUCUUGUCAAAACUAAGCUCGGACACGCCCGAGCACAUCAGGCGGAUGGCGAAUGUGGAAGAGCUGUCCAAGCCGAGCAUCCAUGCCUUCCCCGUGGCGAUGAUCUGUGCUCGGCCCAAAGAUUGGACGGACGACAUAGUUGCCUUCCUAAAGGAUGGCACCCUCCCGGACGAUGCGGUGAAGGCCAAGCUGGUCCGAACGAGGGCACCGGGAUACACGUUGGAAGGCGAGAAGCUAUACAAGCGAGCGUACAACGGGACGCUACUCAGGGAGGAGGUCUUCGACCCCGAGCGUAACGAAGAAACCUUGGCAGCCGAGCUUCACCUCGUGCACGAGAGGCGAGAAGCGGCCUUCAUACGGGCGGAAAAUUACCGAAGGAAGGUGAAGAGCUACCAUGAUGGGCGUGUGCGCGCACGAGGGUUCGCUGAAGGAGAUUGGGUCUUGCGCAAGAGGACGGUGAGCCGCCCCCUGGAAGGGGGAAAGUUCGCCAAAAAUUACGAAGGCCCAUACAUCAUCAAAGAAGCGGUGGGUCCGUCGACGUUCCGCCUGCAGACGCCGAGCGGGGGGGGACGUGCUUAGGACGUGGAAUGCUGAGAACCUAGUCAAGUUUUAUCAGUAGAUUUCCGAUGUACACGGACCCCAAAGAAGGGAACCCGUAGAUCUUUUUGGAGGGACAAUGGAAUGAAGUUUUAUUUUUUGC
Molecule: messenger RNA, 4187 nt
Organism: Cuscuta campestris
Lineage: Eukaryota; Viridiplantae; Streptophyta; Magnoliopsida; Solanales; Convolvulaceae
Source: the annotation of a GenBank genome assembly